Molecule: messenger RNA, 479 nt
Organism: Cyprinus carpio (common carp)
Lineage: Eukaryota; Metazoa; Chordata; Actinopteri; Cypriniformes; Cyprinidae
Product: transcription elongation factor SPT4
Exons: 5
Coding region: 1-264 (87 amino acids)
Biological process (GO): positive regulation of DNA-templated transcription, elongation; chromatin organization; regulation of transcription elongation by RNA polymerase II
Cellular component (GO): nucleus; DSIF complex
Molecular function (GO): zinc ion binding; RNA polymerase II complex binding
Source: RefSeq, a predicted model, not a curated record
AUGGAAUAUAGACCUAAGGUGGUCUCUAAAGUAUGGAAGGGCAACCGGGAGAUGGUUUAUGAAUGCACAAGCUCUUCUUUUGAUGGUGUUAUUGCUAUGAUGAGCCCGGAGGACAGCUGGGUGGCGAAAUGGCAAAGAAUCAGUAACUUCAAGCCAGGUGUCUAUGCGGUUACAGUAACGGGCCGGUUACCUCCAGGUGUGGUGCGAGAGCUGAAGAGCAGAGGCGUCAUCUACAGAUCUAGAGACACGGCUGUUAAAACGUGAAAACAGUUUGCAUCCGUUUAUGGAUCACAUGUUUGUAAAGCUACACUCAUAACCAGCUGUUUUAGAGACUGCUGGUCUGUUAUUGUUUGUUAUUUCAUUUAAUGUUUUAGGAUUAUCUUUUUUUACUUGCUUUUUUGGGUAUUUGGAGCAAUUAUGGUUUGAUGAUGGAUAAAUGUACAUGGUUUAAACAUGAAUAAAAAGUUUUAUAAACAGCA